UCUUCCAUUAUCAUCACUGGUUACAUAAUGUCCCUCAUCACAUUCACACACAGGAAUAUGACCAGACCAACUACCAUUAGAGGUACACGUGACAUUCAGACUAGUAGAGUUGAUGACAUGAGCAUUGUCAGCACACUGUGUAGUGACAGUCACUGAUCCACUGGCUGGAGCUAGUGUAGUAGGAUAGCGAACUAGACCAACACCCUUGGCCUCGCACACUGUACAAUCUGAAACGGGGUAAUAAUAAUACAAAGGCAAUAGUGGUCAGCUAUUGAAGAUACCUGGACAAGCUGUUGAUCCAUGGGCAGGAACUGUUGUGUCCAUAUCUGUGAGGAUGAAAAGAUCUGUGGGAAAUUGAUCUAUUGCAGUGUUGUUGGAGGUCUUGUUGUUGGAGGACGUGUUGUUGGAGGUCUUGUUGUUGGAGGUCUUGUUGUUGGAGGUCUGGUUGUUGGAGGACGUGUUGUUGGAGGACGUGUUGUUGGAGGACGUGUUGUUGGAGGUCUUGUUGUUGGAGGACGUGUUGUUGGAGGUCUUGCUGUUGGAGGCCUUGUUGUUGGAGGUCUUGUUGUUGGAGGUCUUGUUGUUGGAGGUCUCGUUGUUGGAGGGUGUGUUGUUGGAGGUCUUGUUGUUGGAGGAUGUGUUGUUGGAGGUCUUGUUGUUGAAAGAUCUGUAGUGUCGCAGUCACUAUAGUCACGGUAAUCGCAUGGUGUUGUUGGAGGACUUGUUGUUGG
Molecule: messenger RNA, 731 nt
Organism: Geodia barretti
Lineage: Eukaryota; Metazoa; Porifera; Demospongiae; Tetractinellida; Geodiidae
Source: the annotation of a GenBank genome assembly